AUGGAAAAUACUACAGAUAACAACAUCGACAAAAAUCCCAACAAGAUCACCUUACCCUCAAUCCGAGAUUUGGGCCCAGACUUGUCUCCAUCGCCGCCGCAACUUCCGCUUCCGAGAGUGGGCCUGCCUCGAAUAUCAGCGCCUUCCAGAUCACCCGAUCAGUCGACCCUUCCUCCCCCAUCUCCUUACCUGAUCUCCUCGCCCUACCCGCCCCCACGGCAGUACGCGGCUUCUCCCCAGCACCCGUACCCCGUUUCUCAUCCCCACUACAUCUCUGCAUACCAAGAGCCGAUCGACUACCGUCCUCACCCUGGCCCGAACUACUACAUGCCUCCGGCGCCCAAUAGUCAGCCCUACGCCAUGGGACACUCGCAGAUGGUGCUUCCGCCUCCCGCCCAGGUCUCGUCGCGGUACGUCUCCAAAUCCAGCAGCGCGUGGAGCCCUGAAGACGACAAGCUACUGAGAAUGCUGAAGGAGGAAAAGAACUACGGCUGGAGAGAAAUCGCCUCGUAUUUUCCCAACAGAACGAUCAACGCGUGCCAAUUUCGCUGGCGACGGCUCGUGGUGGGCGUGGCCGGCAAGAAGAACCCGGACGGAUCUGUUUCGCCCAAGAGCGCGCGCUCGAAACUGCGCUCUCGUGAGAGUGAGGACUCGGACACAGAAAGGGCCAAAGAAGACGAAAAGGACAAAGACAAGCACAAAGACAUAAAGGCGGCCGACCUCAAGCGGCUGCUCAACUAA
This is a messenger RNA of Ogataea angusta, 741 nucleotides long. RefSeq lists its product as uncharacterized. The coding region runs from base 1 to 741 and encodes 246 amino acids. The record is from RefSeq and is a predicted model, not a curated record. The transcript has a single exon. Lineage: Eukaryota; Fungi; Ascomycota; Pichiomycetes; Pichiales; Pichiaceae.